Marasmius oreades (fairy-ring Marasmius) is the source of this 731-nucleotide messenger RNA. RefSeq lists its product as uncharacterized. The record is from RefSeq and is a predicted model, not a curated record. Gene Ontology annotation, cellular component: ribosome; cytosolic large ribosomal subunit. The transcript has 4 exons. Gene Ontology annotation, molecular function: structural constituent of ribosome; RNA binding. Lineage: Eukaryota; Fungi; Basidiomycota; Agaricomycetes; Agaricales; Marasmiaceae. Bases 41 to 571 code for a protein of 176 amino acids. Gene Ontology annotation, biological process: translation.
UGGUAAGCAAGUCCGCAACAUCCUCAACAAUCCCCUCAAAAUGGCCGACCAGAAGACCACGCCCACGAACCCUAUGAAGGAGCCCAGAAUUGAUAAGCUGGUUAUCAAUAUCUCAGUCGGUGAAUCUGGUGAUCGUCUUACCAGAGCCUCCAAGGUCCUGGAGCAACUCACCGGUCAAACGCCUGUUACCAGCAAAGCACGCUACACUGUCCGAACUUUCGGUAUCCGAAGGAAUGAGAAAAUCGCCGUACAUGUCACUAUUCGUGGGCCAAAAGCCGAGGAAAUCCUUGAGCGUGGUUUGAAGGUCAAGGAGUACGAGUUGAGACGGAGGAACUUCUCGGCAACUGGUAACUUUGGUUUCGGCAUCCAAGAACACAUCGAUCUUGGUGCCCGAUAUGAUCCUCAGAUUGGUAUCUUUGGUAUGGAUUUCUACGUCGUUAUGGGAAGACCAGGUGCACGUGUUGCAAAGAGGAAGCAGAGGAAGGCUCGGGUGGGAUUCACGCACCGCAUAAAAAAGGAGGACACCAUGGCAUGGUUCAAGCAGAGAUUUGAUGGAAUCAUCCUCAAAUAAACCGUUCGGCGCCUCCCGAUUCCAGUUCUGCAUCUCCUUACUUAUGUUCGGUUCUUAUGAUUGUAUGCCAAUGACAUAUGUAAUACACAACCUAGGACCAAAGCAUAGGAGAGGUACGGCGUCUUGGGAGUUUCAGCGUACUUUUUUGGAUGUACAACUA